This is a messenger RNA of Williopsis jadinii, 1050 nucleotides long. RefSeq lists its product as uncharacterized. Bases 1 to 1050 code for a protein of 349 amino acids. Lineage: Eukaryota; Fungi; Ascomycota; Saccharomycetes; Phaffomycetales; Wickerhamomycetaceae. The record is from RefSeq and is a predicted model, not a curated record. The transcript has a single exon.
AUGUUCGAUUCGAUAGCAAAGGCGUGGAAGGAGGUCGCUGCUGAUGACUCGCUGAACGAGACGAGUGUAAACUUCAGUCCCGCGACGAGAACACAGGCUUCACGGGCCGGAAAGAGACGGCAUGGCUCUCAUCAUGGCUCGGACAGUGGCUAUAAAUAUGAUUAUGGCUCAAGCCAUGCGGUGGAUAGGGCUAGAAGCUCGAGUCAUACCAGACAUGCCUACAGCUCCAAAGUGUUGAAGCCCUCGACUGAUAACAAAAAGAACCAAAAGAGUGGGACUUCGCUAUGGAAUGCACUGGGGAAGAUUGGACAGACGAUCAUAGGCGACGGUUCCCGCGAGAAUAAGGAGUUGAAGAGUAUGAAGAGCUACAUGAACGGUAUGAUUGGCUCUGGCGAUAACCCAGGACGUGUUAAUGAUAUGAGAUCAAGAGUUGAGAGCAUCAGCGAAAGGGCUCAGAGGUUUACAAGGGAGAAUAGAUCACCGGGAAAAAAUGUCAAGGGUUACAGCAGUGGAGGCACAAUGAGAAGGAUACACCUCAAGGAUCUAGCAGAGGCUGAUAGCUCUGCUGAUAGCCUUUCCAGACUUGUUAAGAGAGCACACGUUGACUUUUCCCGGGACAGAGCUACUGCAUCACCUAUGGUCACAACCACUGCGGCCUCACGGCCGCCUCCAAUAGAUAUCCCAUCUUCGCCCUACACCAACGGCGAAACACACACUGAUAUCCACACGAGCAACGUUGCAGACAGAUCCGAGGUCGAAGAGUUGAGCAGGAAAGUGGAGGCCCUUGAGAACACUGUGAACUCACUAGUCGAGGAACUACGCAAGUCCCAUGAUCUAAAACGUGAUAUACUGAAUAGCGACGACAUGAGGGUGAUCCCGGCACCUGUGUCUGAAGUCGAGCACCGUUCAACGGACUCAACGACUCAAGACGUCAGAGAUAAGCCCGACAGGGCUCCAGAUCACAGAGAAAGCGAAGACGAGUUCGAGGAAGUAAAUAGAUCACUCUCACCUGUGAAACUGGAUUUCGAUAAAUUCAAGUUCGUCAGAUGA